Messenger RNA from Dryobates pubescens (Downy woodpecker), 3399 nucleotides. It is a transcript of the gene UBASH3B, whose product is annotated as ubiquitin associated and SH3 domain containing B. Bases 287 to 2239 code for a protein of 650 amino acids. Gene Ontology annotation, biological process: negative regulation of signal transduction; regulation of osteoclast differentiation; collagen-activated tyrosine kinase receptor signaling pathway. The transcript is spliced from 14 exons. Gene Ontology annotation, molecular function: protein tyrosine phosphatase activity; protein binding. Gene Ontology annotation, cellular component: cytoplasm. NCBI's taxonomy places the organism in Eukaryota, Metazoa, Chordata, Aves, Piciformes, Picidae. The record is from RefSeq and is a predicted model, not a curated record.
GGCCGGCAGCGGGUGAGCGCCGCAACCCCUCGGGGGGCCGGAGCGGGGCCAGGGCUGCCCCCGCCCGCCCGGAGGCGGCUCUAAGCACGGGGGCGGGCGGCUGCUCCUCGGCGCUCCGGUGCCGGCGUGGGGCUGCGUGGGGCGCGCACGUGUGGCGGCGGGGGCCGAGCGGCUGGGCUGGGCUGGGCGCGGAGCGGGGAGGGAGGCAGGGCCCGGCCGCGGCCCCCGGCGGGGCGCUGGGCGCUGCGGGUGUGCAUGGCCCUGCGCGGGCGGCGAUGGCUGCGUGAUGGCCCAGCGCGGGCAGCCCGCACCGCACGCCAUGGCUGCCAAAGAGGAGCUGUACAGCAAAGUCAUCCCCCGGCGGAACCGGCAGCACCGCGCGGGGACCAUCAAACAUGGCUCGUCGCUGGAGAUCCUGCUGUCAAUGGGCUUCCCCAAAGCUCGGGCACAAAAAGCACUGGCAUCCACAGGUGGAAGAAGUGUUCAAGCAGCAUGCGACUGGCUGUUCUCCCAUGUGGGUGACCCAUUCCUUGAUGACACCCUGCCCCGGGAGUACGUCCUCUACCUGCGCCCCACCGGUCCCCUGGCUCAGAAGCUCUCUGAGUUCUGGCAGCAGUCAAAGCAGAUCUGUGGGAAGAACAAAGCUCACAACAUCUUCCCACACAUCACCCUCUGCCAGUUCUUUAUGUGUGAGGACAGCAAGGUUGAUGCUCUCACUGAAGCUCUGCAGGCCACUGUGAUGCGGUGGAAAUGCAAAUUCCCUGCCCCUCUGCCUUUGGAGCUCUACACAUCCUCAAACUUCAUUGGGCUCUUUGUCAAGGAAGAAAGUGCUGAGGUGCUCAAGAAGUUUGCUGCAGACUUUGCUGCAGAGGCUGCUUCUAAAGCAGAUGUUCAUGUGGAGCCCCACAAGAAGCAGCUCCACGUGACACUGGCCUAUCACUUCCAGACCAGCCACCUGCCCACGCUGGAGAAGUUAGCACAGAACAUUGAUGUCAAGCUGGGCUGCGACUGGGUCGCUGCCAUAUUCUCCCGGGACAUACGCUUCGUUAACCAUGAGACUCUGCAAGUGAUCUAUCCUUACACCCCCCAGAAUGAUGAUGAACUGGAGCUGGUCCCAGGGGAUUUUAUUUUCAUGUCCCCAGUGGAACAAACCAGUACAAGUGAGGGCUGGAUUUAUGGCAUUUCCCUUGCAACUGGCUGCUCCGGGCUACUGCCUGAAAAUUACAUCACGAAGGCGGAUGAAUGUGGGACCUGGGUGUUUCAUGGGUCCUACUCAAUUCUGAAUACUACAUCCUCCCCAUCCCUUCAAGCCUUCACUGAUGGAGCUCUGGAAAGAAGACAGCAGGAAGACCAAGGACCUGGUGAUGCAGGGCCACUCACUAUCAUCUGCCAGAACGUGCAGCCCUUGAGAAUAACCAGCCAGCCAGGGCCUCAGAAACGCUGCCUGUUUGUCUGCAGACACGGGGAGAGGAUGGAUGUCGUGUUUGGGAAGUACUGGUUGUCACAGUGUUUUGAUGCCAAAGGGAGGUACAUGCGCAGUAACCUGAAUAUGCCUCACAGCUUACCUCAGAGAAGCGGCGGCUUCAGGGACUAUGAGAAAGAUGCUCCCAUCACCGUGCUGGGCUGCACACAGGCAAGGCUGGUUGGUGAAGCCUUGCUAGAAACAAAUACCAUUGUAGACUACAUCUACAGCUCCCCAUCCCUGCGGUGUGUACAGACAGCACACAACAUCCUGAAAGGGAUGCAGCAAGAGAACAACCUGAAAAUUCGAGUAGAGCCAGGCUUGUUUGAAUGGACCAAGUGGGUCUCUGGGAACACACUACCUGCCUGGAUACCCCCUGUGGAUUUAGCUGCAGCUACUCUAAGCGUUGAUACAACCUACAGACCUCAUAUUCCUGUCAGCAAGUUAGUGGUUUCUGAAUCUUAUGAUACAUAUAUAAGUAGAAGCUACCAAGUAACAAAAGAAAUCAUCAGUGAAUGUAAAGGCAAAGGAAACAACAUCCUGAUCGUGGCACAUGCGUCCUCCCUGGAGGCUUGUACCUGCCAGCUCCAAGGGCUCUCGCCGCAGAACUCCAAGGACUUUGUACAGAUGGUCCGAAAGAUUCCAUACUUGGGGUUUUGUUCGUGCGAAGAACUGGGAGACACAGGUGUUUGGCAGCUCACCGACCCCCCUAUCCUCCCUCUCACACAUGGACCAACUGGAGGCUUUAACUGGAGAGAAACCUUACUGCAGGAAUAGGCAAAGCAAGGAAAACCCAUGGCCUUCCUAAGCAUUGGAGAAUGUCUCUUUCUUGUGUUUAUUGACAGUGGAAAAAGUCACACAAACAGGUGUCCUAGCAUCUCUCACACAGCCACAGUCACACAACAGCUCUCAUCUACAAGCAGGGAGUGAGAUACAAGGGGGAAUACAAAAGGGAGUGAGAUUCAGGGGCGGGGGAAAAAACCCACCCCAACAAUAUACUAAAAUACAGACUGAAGGUCUUGCACUGCAGGGAGUUUCUGUUUAGUCAGUAGCUCAGGUAGGCUUUCCCACCUUGAAUGGAGCUCUGAUAACACCAAUAUCUUUCACUGCCUUCUGCACCACAUUAGAAACAAGUAGCACUGUGUAAAAAUGGAGCAUUCAGGAGACAGGGUUGGGGGUUUUCUUUGUUUUGUUUUGUUUUUUCAACAUCUACUUUUGCAAAGCAUUAGCAGGCUUGUUCAGGACCACGUGUUGACACCUCCCCCCCACCUCACUCACAACCCCCAGCUUCUCAGCACCUUCCAUAAAGUGCAUCACCACCAGCUGGAAACAAGAUUCCAGCAUUGCCUCUGUGGGCAGCAUCAGAUUCUGCCUCUCCUCUACUUGAGUUCUGUGUUAGGGGAUGUGCUGGGCAUACCAUGGAUGCAAAGAUUGAUGGGUGCUGAUCCACGUCAGAAGGAGGUUCUGAAUGUCACAUCAGUUACAGAUGAAGGCUGCACAGCAAAAAGAUAAUCCCAUUGUCAACAAAGCAGUUUGGGGAGCAGUUUCUUUUAAGUGGAGAUGAAAUAAGCCUUUUCCAACCAAACCUGGAUGAUUUAGAAAGCUGGGAGGAGGGUGGGGUUUUUUGCCCUUUAUUUAUUGCAAUCCACCCUUGUGCACAGCUCUAGCCUAAAGUGUCACUUAAAUUCCCUUCAGGGAAAAGCUUUUCCCUCUUUUUACUGACAUUUUGUGCUGGCCAUUUACACAGUGGUGGCUUUCUGUCCCUUGUGAGCUUUUCCCUCAUGCCUGGUGAGAGUCUGCAGUAAGCAGCUUUCUUCAGGAGGUAAUGAUGACAUGAAAAUGACACUGAAAUGCAACUUCUGCUGCUGCAUGCUUUGCUUCCUUAAUUCCUAAGUGCCACCUAUCAUAAAAAUCAAAGCAGAGCUGGGAAAAACAGU